Messenger RNA from Hydra vulgaris (swiftwater hydra), 1574 nucleotides. RefSeq lists its product as uncharacterized. Lineage: Eukaryota; Metazoa; Cnidaria; Hydrozoa; Anthoathecata; Hydridae. The record is from RefSeq and is a predicted model, not a curated record.
GAAAUUUGCAGUGAGAAAACGAAACUGCUGUGCUCACACACUGGCAAUGUUUUAUGUAUGAAAAUUAUUAAACUUUUGCUGUUCCGUGAACCAUGCAAGCCUUUCUAUGAAAUUAUGAUGAUUUUUGUUUAUUUAUUUUGCUACGUAUUUGGUUGCAGUUUUUUUAAUGUUUACGGAUACAAUUUAGAUAGAAGAGUGCAACCCAUGUUUUUUCGGUUAAAACGUUACGAGGAUGUUGACGAUACUAGAAGUGAAGCUAUGCCUGAAAAUUAUCAAACCAGGUCAAAGCUAGUCAAUAUUCCAAGUUUUAUAAAUAACUUAAAAAGCCCACUAAAACCGCCGCAAACUAGGAAUGGACUUUUUGAUUUAUAUAGAACAGAUCCUGGUCAUCUAGAUACGGAACCAUUUGGAUUAAAUUCGGAAGAGCCUGAUUUGUUAAAUAUCAAUAACAUGCCAUCUUUUUUAGAUUUUAAUGAAGAAAAUGCAAAUAAAGUAAAUAAUCGCAUAGAAAGUUAUUCAAGAAAUCCCCUUCAAUUUAAUCUUGUAAAUAAACUACAAAACUUACAUAUCAAUGACUAUGUCCAGUCAAGCAUGGAAGAUCCAAAAACUCAUUUGUUUAAUAGCAUGCUCUUAAAUACGCAACACUCCAGAGAAAGUUUCCCUUUGAAUCAGUUAGAACAAAACCAAAUGUCUUUGAAUAACUAUUUAGUUAGUCCUACAUAUUCAUCCUCUUCGGAAAGUGAUCGCUAUAUAAAUAGUAAUUCGAUAGAUGAUAAUUCAAUGCAUAACAGCGUCAUAAGUCCUAUAGUUCAAAAACCUCAACAAGGUGAUCAAAUUUAUCCAUCGCGCGAUUUAUGGUCGUUAAUGCAUGAAAGAAAAUCCAUUGAUCCGCUAGUAAAAGAUACCAACGAAGUUGAUAAAGAAUUCAGUAACGCAGAUAACAAAAAAGAAAUGACAUUAAAUGAUAGAACAUCGUACUUUAAUACAAAGAAUGAUGCUUCUCUUUUACAAAAUAUAAUAAAGACAAAAAGCAACGAAAAAGAUUAUAAACGAGUGUUUGAUAAUGAAACAAUAGUCGAAUAUAUUAUUGACGACGAUAAAAUUAUAAACAAAACUAAUGAUUUAACCCUUUUGAGCGAUAAUCACGGAGAAUCAACAAACGAUACAUUAGAAUUUAAAAACUUAUUAGAAGAAGCUCGAAAAACUAAAGAACAAAUAGACAUUCUUAGUUCUAAACUGGAAAAAGAUCCAGAAGAUGCCAAUAAAGUUUCUAACGUUUCAAAGAAAAGCAAAACCGAUGAAGAAAGUUUAAAAAAUGAUAUAAACGUUGAAAGAGGUGUUCGGCAAUUGCUGGUAAAACAUUUAAUACAAGUACAAAUUGAAAAUCACAGAAAAGAAGAAGCUUUGGAAACUCUUUUAAGACAUUUUCCAGUAAGCACAAGCGAUUUAAAAACAUGGAACAUGACCAAAGGAGCCCUUAAAGCCAUUAUUAAAGCAAAGUUAACUUUACUAGAACCAGUUGUGAAAACAAAAAAAGCUGUUUAAUCUUCAAGAUCAAAUAGUUAAUUGUAUAA